Trichoderma virens Gv29-8 is the source of this 1206-nucleotide messenger RNA. RefSeq lists its product as uncharacterized. The record is from RefSeq and is a predicted model, not a curated record. Bases 112 to 1206 code for a protein of 364 amino acids. The transcript is spliced from 2 exons. NCBI's taxonomy places the organism in Eukaryota, Fungi, Ascomycota, Sordariomycetes, Hypocreales, Hypocreaceae.
CAUAAUCCGUCCGCAGAAGCUUCUUAUAUUCUGUACUGUACAUAGAAUUUCAUUUAUUUUUUGCUUUUGCUUCACCUCCGGAUCUUGCGGAUAAACCGCUCUUUGCCCAUCAUGUCCAAAUAUGCCGAGAUGGCCAAGGGCAAAUUGUCCUCGGGCCGCGAAAAGGCCUCCGAAUACAAAGGCAAAGCCAAGGGCAAGGUGACAAAGCACAUUCCCGGCCGAGGCCAUAAGGACGACCACGAUGCUCCCACUCAUGUCGCCCGCCCCUUGAAUUCCCUCCGAGAUCCAAACUCCUUUGCUCCUCCGCCCAAGCGCACCGGCUCCGGCCUCGCGCCUCCUCCUCCUCCCUCUUCAGCCAAAAGGUCCGUUGUCACGGCGCCGUCCAAGUAUCAAGAUCCGCAUGGGCCGAAGGUCGAACCGCCGCCCAGAUUUGCCGACGAGAGCCAAUUGGAGGCGUACGAGGCAGAGCAGGAAGCCCACCCAGUGUCAUCCGGACCCUACAGAGUCAACACGACGGGACUGUCGACAGAUCACCUCCCGCCUCCUCCCGUGAGGAGAGACGCUGCUGGCAGCCGGAGUCCGCCUUCGUAUGAUUCAGUUGUCGGCGCCGGCCCUGGCGAUACCAAAGCCCCGAGUCUUCCCCCGAGAUUGCCUCCGCGAUCAGGUUCCGGAACGCCGGAUCGAACGGCCAGCCCCCUAUCAACACUCGGAGUCAGCUCCAGCAACCUGAACCAGGGGGCCGUCAACAGAUUGGGCGCUGCCGGCAUCAAUGUGCCCGCCUUUGGCAUUGGAUCUUCUUCUCCCAGCCAUGCCGACGACGAGACUCCUCCCCCGAAGCCUCCCCGACCAAAUGCCACGCCGCCGUCACAGCUCAAUGAGCUGCAGAACCGCUUUGCCAGACUGGGGACUUCAAACACGGGAUCUUCAACGGGGCCUCCGACUCCUCCGAGCGAGGUUACGACUGCUGCUACAGCCACUGCCACUACAUGGGCACAGAAGCAAGCUGCUAUCAAGGCGGCAUCGCCAGUGCCAUCGCCAUCGCCAACAGGAUCAACAGGAUCGUCGGGGCUUGCAGGGCUUGCAGGGAAGAAGAAGCCGCCGCCUCCGCCCCCCAAGAAGAAGCCUAGUCUAUCUGCCGCAGCACCUCCUGCAGGCAAUGGGGGCGCGCCACCCCCUAUUCCCAUGUCGACUCGUCCAUCAUACUAA